Messenger RNA from Amoebophrya sp. A120, 2373 nucleotides. NCBI's taxonomy places the organism in Eukaryota, Dinophyceae, Syndiniales, Amoebophryaceae. The record is from the annotation of a GenBank genome assembly.
CCGACCGGUUGCACGAAACAGACCUUCUCUGAGCGGACAGAAAUCCUUUUUUAUUAUGAGUUUUGCUGUUAGCAGGAAUUACAAUUACUGCUACACUUCAAAAGCUUUUAGACUGCGCCGCGCAUCAGGUGGUCUACUUCAAGCGGAGCGUCUACCAAUCUUUCGCUAUUCCUACUCCAAGCCGAAAAAUCUAAAGAUGAGUUACACCGGGCGGAAACCCCCUUCCCUCGCGACCUUCGGCGAGGUCUUCGCUACGUACGGGCAGGGUAGUUGCCGCUACAACUACAUGACCUUUGCGCCGGAAUCGCGAACCGGCGACAGAACCAUUUCGGGGACCACCAGAAGCAGUAGCAACACGAGGAGGCGCGACGCGAGUCUGCAGCGCGGUAAUAAAGGUGGGAAUAACAACAAUUACGUACAGAGUAACCUCGACUCCGCGCGGGGGAGCGCGGCUGGGACAACCUCUUCGGCGACGCGGGGGAGUAGCAGAAGCAGACAAACCGCCGGGCAGUAUGGAGGGUAAUGUCAGUGUAUGCACUUGUUACUAGAAACUAAAGUUGUAAAUAACAAGGCCGCUCUUUUGGUUGUUCGUUUACCUGACAUGUCACGGCAACUUACAGGUCCUCUUCCUCCACUGGGCGUGUCCGGGCGAAAACCAUGGAACUACAGCAGCAGUUCGCGUACAAUCAGCAGCAGCAAAUAACCUCCACGCCAGACACCGCACGAAGAGGGCAAAACCUAUCCACCCGAAAGCAAUCGAGCGGGAAUGCGAAUGCUUAUCUCGAAAUAGCGAUGAAGCCCUCGCCGCAGCUGAGCCCCUCGACAAUCGGCAACAACAGUCCGCCGAUUGGUGGUGUGGGGAGCUUGUACAACACGACUGAAGGUGGAGAUGACCCUAUGGCACGGCAAGGUGAUGCUAGUGGUUCUGUGAAUAUGACUGAUUUUUAAACAUCCAUGUUGAUCACUGAAACGAAUGAAGUCUCGGCGUUCUCACCAUAAUUCAACCGUUGAAGAACAAAUUUUACAUACUCAUCUUCUCAGGCGUGUUUCACCGGCACGGCGGUAAGUAUGCCGACGAAGCAGGAGCACACUCUGGUUUCCAUCCGCCCGGACCACCGACCAAUCGCUUCACGCAGCAGCACAUUAGCCCGACCACAGCCUCAACCCCGCCCGCAACCAGUCGGCAGUACGGAAAUGGGGGCUACGGUUAUCAGCAGCAAAUAUCAACCGCUGAAAUGCGAGGCGGAGAAGCAGAUUUCUUAGACGCCGAGUGUGUAGAAAGGACACCAAACAGACUGCCACCAAACUCGAGUCCGCCGACGUCGAGUGGGUCCGGGUGCAGGGCGGUUGGGAGGCGAGAGUACAGUGAUAUUGUGUUGAGAAGUAGAACGGUGAAAAAUCUUUGCGUCCUGUUUGGAAAAUGUCCUUCGUACGUACCUGGCUUUAAUCACAGACAAGCAACCGGCAGUCGCAGAUGUAUUAAAAAACCGCAUUUUUCACAAGAACUUUGACUGUCACCAACCAUACUCUUUUUACAGCCUCCACCCUGCGGACUGCGGUAGCGGCUCCGGCAGAUAUGAACCUUGUUCCGCAAGAGGUGGACCAAAAAACAAGCCAAUCUACAGCGCGGCACCCAAGCCAAGCUACAGUGGCGGCAACAAUAAAUCGGCGCACGACGGUCACGGUGGAAAAAUGUUGUCAACAUCAGAAACGAGAACGAACUACGGUGCUGCCCCAAGAACACAACCUACGGCGCCGCCAACCCUCCUGACGGGCGGUGGCGGUUCGUUAAAACCGAAGAAGGCCGCCUUCCUUCGCUUGCACGAGUUUCUGCUGAAAACCCACCUCGCGUCCCUCUUCUCGGCCCUGAAAGCCGACUACUGCAGUGAAAAAUGCCCCCACCCCGGAAUUUGCAGAAGUUUGUCAUGCAAAGUUUCCAAAUGAAAGCUUUUUGUCUGGCAUAAAAGGAUUGCGAGCGUUUCUGAUGCAGAAUCUGGGUGCGCAAGGUGUCUUGUGCAUAAGAGAUCCGGCUGCUGUUGGGCUACUUUGCAAGACAAAUUUGACCUAUUCAGCAUGGAAAAUUUGUGAUGCUGAGAUAUACAAGACGGGGAAUGUUUCAGUUGGAAAGGUUUGCAAUACAAAUGCUGCCAAGCUGGGGGUGGGGGCAUUUUUCAUUUUAAUACCGACGGGUUUUUGUCCACUCUCGAGGCGGAAAAGUUGUCUGUCCUGGGCGCUCGAGAUGACUUGCUGGACUGCUACUUCGCGUUUCAGAAGAGUCUGAAUUUGGAAGCGUUUGUCGAAACCUGCAAGGCGAUCUGUCUGCGGCAGGCGACCGGGGCGGCGGGUGGGUCUUGUGCGGUAGUGCACGUGUGA